UUUCGUAACAACGAUCACACUCGUUUGUAUUGCGGAGACGGGCGGACGUACGUCGGCGUCGGAAGAGCUAGAUAGCGAAAAACGCGAGAAACCGAAACACGCGAAACACAAAAGGCGAUAACGCAGCGGGUGUAGUGAAAAAGGUCGCAAAAAGCGCUAAACGCGGGAUAAAAUAUUAGUGCGGUGCAUCAACAACGCUAUUUUGUUUUAUUUUUUUUUUUUUUUGUACGCCAGCCAAUGAGGAAUAUAUAACACAACAAAAACAGAAAGCAGUAGCAGCUAACAAAUGCCUAAAAUAAUUAUAUUUUUUUGCCACACACUGCAGACAUGCAGUCAGCGCUCGUAUGUCCCCUAAAAUCAAACUGUGAAAACAACUACCACAACAAACUAAAGAAUUAAUAAGAAGCGCCAAACAAUUAAAAGGAAGCGAAAGGAGAGGAUCAACGAGAGAGAGAGAGAGAGAAGGGUGACUUCUCGAGAGAGUGAGAAAGAGAGAGGAAGCCAUGGCCAACGAGGAUGUGCAGAUAGUUCUCGUCAUCGAUAGCAAUGGCCAGACUUUGCCUCUUCUUGGCGUCGGCUUCGGCGGUCCCGUGGCUCCGCCUGUCAAACAGGAGCGUGCCGAUGACGCCGAAAUCCGUGAAUUGGCAGCUAAAAUGAAAGAACAACAGAAGCAACAAGCCGCCCAGCAGGCAUCCCGCCAAGCGGCGAUGCAACAGCACUCGAAUGGAGGCAAUGCUGGACAGAUGCAACCGCCAAUAACCAAUGGCAACGGCCAGACGAAUAUCAUGAGCUACCUGUCGCGCCAUCAGAAGCUACCCAAUGGAACCAUGCAAGUGGUACCGGCAUUAGCUGGCGGCGCCAAUGGCGUCCGUCCCAAUGGUAUAACAACAGAUGCUGCUGCUGCUGCAGCGGCCGCGGCGGCAGCCGAAAAGAAAUCCGGACCCUGCGACGAGGAAUCUGUAAUGGGACACUUUGGUUGGGCGCAAUUUGGUAAAGUCUAUAUACCGUACAUUUAUCGGCAAUCAGAGAAAUAUUGCUCGGUGCGCAUGAUCGAACUGAAGCUACUGGGCAAAUACCUCAACUGUCUGCAUCCGGAUAUCUACUCAAGCUGCACAUGCGUCCGCAGCUACUACAUAACGGACGCGGAAGCUCGUCUCUUUAUCGAGAUCAAUCACAAGCACUGUGACGGUGAAUUCGGACGUGAUAUCUUCACCCAGAAGGAUCUGGUGGUGCGUCUCAGCGAUGCAAGUAAAUUCUAUCAAUUUUUGGAUAUUUGCUAUCGCAAACUGGUCUCCGGAAGCAAGACUCCGUCGGAAAAAUGCGGCUUCAUAAGGAUCAAUAAGGAAUCGGUUGUCCCAUAUACAGUACGGAAUAGCCAGCAGGUUGUGCCUCUGUUCUACUUUGAGGGCGAAACGGAGAAUUUAAAGACAAAGGCUGAACUCCUUAAUGGCUGGGAUUUGGCCUAUUUGAAGUUCUGUUGCAAAGUGCAGGGCAUUCGAAAUGAGCUCUUUUCCAGCGAGAAUGUGGCAGUCAUUUCGCUAACGGACAUCAAAAGCUACUUCCCCAAUGGCACCGAAUUUGAGGAUUACUGGCCCAGCAAGGUGGUCGACUCGAAUCUCCUGAUUGGCAAUCGUGCGAAUGUCAAUAAUUCGGUUAAUUGGACACGCCAGCCCUCGGCACCACCGCCAAAGAUCACAACGAGCUCAACAGCUGGUUCGGGAUCGGGAUCAGGAUCAGGAUCCUCCGGAGGCGGCGGCAAUGCAAUUAGCAAUUCGUCAUCCGGCGGUCAGGUGCAGUCCAAGUCGCAGCAACAACAGCAGCAGCAUGCUUCAGCGGUGACAGCGGCGGCGGCAGCCCAACAGCAGCAUCUAAUGAAGCAACGCGCCGCCGCAGCAGCCGCCGCGGCCAAUGCCAAUGGUGGAGGAGGUGGCGGCGGCGGAGUACCCAACGCGGCCAAUAGCUUUGGGGCCUCCCAGGCAGCAGCAGCUGCGGCAGCGGCCUUCAACUCGCAAGCAGCAGUGGCGGCAGCCGCAUCGGCGGCAAUGCUCUCACAGUCUCAGAGCAAUAACCGGAUGCUGUCGCAGGCCACCGUUCAGGCGCUGGCCAGCAGCGGUUGGAUGUCCGGACAGAGUAACCUGCAGCUUCAUGCCCAGAUAAUGCAAACGCAUGCGAAUGCUAAUCGCGUGGGCAGCUACCGUGAGCACAUGAAUAAUCUUAUGAUGAGCGGCAGCGGCCGGCAACCGUAUUCCUACAACAAUCCUGCGAUCUCCAUGUCCUCGGUGAACAGUCACAGCGGCGGUGGCGGUAAUGCUCCACCGCCACUUGUACGUUCGGCGGCUGGUCAGAAUGCCAAUCAUUUGUCAAAUGUCGAGCUGGUUCAACAACAGACUCAACACCAACAACAACAACGACACCAGAACAGCACCUACAACAAUCAACAACAACAACAACUCCAACACUCUUCUUCACACAACAACAGUAGUAACAACAACAACAACAACAACCAUCACCAACAUCACCAUCACCAACAUCAUCACCAUCAUCAUGCCUUAGCCAAAAACAGCCACAUGAACGGUGGUGGUGGUGUUGGCAACUCCUCCUCAUCAAACUCUCCUGCCGCCAACUCCUCGACAGCCGCUGCUGCAGCAGUUGCUGUAGCAGCUGGCUAUGUUCAGGCAUUGCUAGGAAGCAGUGGAGCCGGAGGAGCAGCAGGAGCUGGCGGAACAGGAACUGCCGGAACUGGAGCUUCUUCGGGAGCUUCUUUCAACUACAACCUGCCCUCGACACGUGCAGAUUACACCAAUCUAGCUUUGUGGAAUCAACUGACACCCGCCCAACGAUUGCUAUUUAGUCAACAGUUGAAGGGAGCAGGAGGAGGAGGAGGAGGAGGAGGAGUAGGAGGUGCCAACACACCAGGCCUGGGAGGCGGUGGUGGCGGCGGAGGAGGAGGAGGAUCUGGCAAUAAUAAGAACUUUCCUGCAUUACCCUCACUACCCCUGGACACGGAUCUAAUAACCAUGCUGGACUAUAAUAAUCCCAAUAAAGUGAACAAGUCAAAGGGAAUGAGCAAUAACAACAACAACAAUAAUAAUGUGGUGACAUUUACGAAACCCAUUGUGCCGCCAUUAAUCUCCGAUGGCAGCGGAUCUGCUGAGAUAAGUUUAACGAAGAGCGGCAGCCGGAGUAGCAGUAGCAGUCGAGGUGAAGCUGCUCCACCCCCAGUGGCGGCCAGUGGCACCACUAUACCCUUAAACUCCACCCAAGCUCUGGAGGAUUUUGCCAAAAAGUGCACUGUGAUGACGGAUGAGAUGCGUGCGGUUAUACAAAAGGUGUUGGCCAAUCCGGAUCUCUCAACAUUUAUACAGACAAACAAUAGCAGCGGAGGAGGAGGAGGAGGAGGAGCAGCAGGAGGUGGAGGUGGUGGUGGUGGUCACUUGCUACCAUCGUAUAUAUCACCACCAAUGUCACCGGCAAUGGUGGGAGGCGGUGGUUUAAGCAAUGUGGCCACUCUAACUCUGGCCUCCAAUCCGAAUGUGACAAUAACGCCACAAUUGCCACCAGGACACUUUCUUCACUCGCCCUCCAGUUCGUGUUCCAGCUCCAGUGCCUCCAAUACGGCAGCAAGUCCACUGAGUAGCAGCAAUGGCGUUAGCGGUCUAGGUUUAGGUUUAGGUUUAGGAUUAGGUAUAGGUAGUAACAUGAGCGCAGGAGGAGGAGGAGGAGGAGGAGGAGCAACAGUACCCGCCGGAAGCAACAGCAGCAACAGCGGGAGUGGUGGUCGACAGAAGAGUGUGAUUUGUUCCACAAAAAGUAAUAGCCUACCCAUGGCCAUACUCUCGCUGGCCGGGAAUAAUGGUGGACAUGGGAAUAAUGUUAAUAAUCAUAAUCAUCCAACGGGAAUGGGGCGUCGCAACAACAGCAACAAUUAUGGUCGUCAGUCACACAGCAACAACAGUAAUAGUAACAAUAAUAGUAGUAGCCAUAACACAUCCACCACAACAAUCAGUACACAACAAUCCACAGUUACACCACCCACUGACGUUAUCGAUCUGUCCUCCUCUCGAAGGUCAUUGGCAGCCUCGGCAGCCUACCUGCAGCAGCAGCAUUCAUCCGUAGUGGUGGCCCAGCAACAACAACAGGCAGCAGCGGCAGUUGCCCAGCAUCAGCGUAUGGCCGCAGCAGCCGCUCAUCAUGCCCAGCAGCAGCAGCAUGUCCAAAAUGGACGAACUUCUGGCAAUACGAAUUCAAAUCCAAGUGGCUCCAAUGGUAAUAAUUCAUCAACUGGUAAUAAUAAUACCGGUAGUGGUGGUAAUUCCUCCACCACUGGUAAUGGUUCCACUGGUGGUAACUCAUCCAACUCUGGCUCAAGCGGUGGUGGAUCCUCGAACAGUGCCUCAAUGCAUCUGCAAAGGCAUGCAGCAUUGGCGGCAGCCGCUGCAGCGGAUAGUGCCCAAAGGUUAUGCAUUAUCCCAGAGAUACCCGCGAAUAAUAUGAAUCUAACGCCAUACAAGGUGCAAAGGGUUUGCGUGGAUAAGCAUCUGGUGCCGUGCAUCAAUAUGAAGGCCUACAAUGAUUCCGAACAGCUAAUGACCCUCAUUGAAUUCCAAAAGAAUUUCUUUCCAUCAGUGCCGCUGGAUCAUUGCAAGCGUUUGAUAGAGGCGCUGGGCGUGGAGCUUUACAAGGCGAAUCGGCGACAGGUGCAAAUUCUAAUGGAAUUUGAUAGGAAUUACAAUGAGAAUAUGCCUCUAGUGCAGGUGCGCGACAUAAUCAAAUAUAUGACACAAUUGACAUUUAUGACGCGUCAAUCGGAGCAGCCGCCGGCCAAGAGGACGCGCACAAGCUAGGAAUUAAGCUGGGGAGCACAACAUUUGCCACAACAACAAUUAACAACAACAGCAACAACAACAACAGCAGCAACAAUCAAUGUAAAAUCAUCAUUAGCAGCAGCAGCAUCAGCAGUUGCAACUACAAACCAUAACAGAUCAUCAUCAUCAUCAGGAGGAGGAGGAUCAGCUGGGUCACAGCGAAGACGCGCCUUAACGCCGCCAGCGAAUCUUAGCAGACGCGUGGCUUUGGCCCCACCACCGGCACCCACCCAGCAGGAUCUGGAACAGAAGCAGAAGCAAAAAUCAUCCUCAUCACUACAUCCUUCAACACACAUCAGCAGCAACACAUACGAAAUGUUGUACUCCCACAACCAACAACAACCAGCACAGCCACAGCAGCAGCAGCAGCACCAACAUCAAGCAGCAAUGCAACACGAGCAGCAGCGUUUGCUUAAAAAGCGUCAACAUGCAGAACCGGCCAUUACCAAGACAACAACCAAGUCGGCGGCCCAAAAGAUGGCCGAGGCGGAGCAUGCCUAUUUGUCGAAUUUGUAUGGCAAGGCGGCGGCCAGUAUGCUGAGUCCACCGCUGCCCGAUUGGGAGCAUCAGCAGCAGCAGAUACUGCGUCAGCAACAGCAGCAGCAGCAGCAGCAACAGAAGCAGCUGCAACAACAACAGCAGCAGCGUCGUUUGGCAACGCGACCCACACAGCCCCAGCAGGCGGCAUCUCGUCAUAUAAUGCACCGAAGGCACAGUGUAUGUGCUGCUGGUAUAGCCAGCCUAUCGCCUGCCGCCUCUUCCACCACCAACUCCUCCACCUCGCCGACAUCGUCGUCAACGUCGUCGUCGUCAUCGUCGGCGGCAGCAGCAGCAGCUGCCCUAGCGGCUGCCUCUUAUUAUGGCAAUGCAGCAGCAGCAGCAGCAGCGGCAGCAUCCUUUACGGCACCAUAUCAGCAUCAUCAGCAUCAUCAUCAUCAUCACCAGCAGCAUGCAGCAGCGGCAGCAGCAGCGGCGGCAGCAGCAGCAGCGGCGCAUCAUCAUCAUCACCAUCAUCAUCAUGCAGCAGCGGCAGCGGCGGCAGCAGCAGCAGCAGCAGCAGUAGCAAACGCAACAGCAGCAGCAGCUACAAACCAUCAUCAUCAGCACGGGCAGCCAUCGCCAACGAUAUAUCCGCCAACGCCGCCACCAUCGGCACCUUGGGUGCAUCCCUGGGCCUAUGCGGGUGAUGCUCCAUUCUGAGGAAGGUCCAGCCGCAGGACAUAGGACAUUGUACAUUAUUCGAGGUUUUAGGAUUAAUAAGAGAAUAUUUAUUUUUUUUUUCUUGUUUUUUUUGUGUCUCAUAUCUCUUGGGAGAAAGGAGGAGUAAGAAAGGAGGAGUAAGAAAGGAGGAGUAAGAAAGGAGGAGUAAGAAAGGAGGAGUACGAAAGGAGGAGUAAGAAAGGAGGAGUAAGAAAGUGAGUGAGAGAGAGAGAGAAAUUAGUAACUUAAGUAGGCUUAAUUAAAACAAAUUUCUCGGCAUUAUAUGCCAACGUAAACAAUAAUCGACGAUAAUAUUAUUAUUAUCUAUUUAUGUAUAAGCGUAUAUAUAUAUGAUGAUGAGCUGCUUGGAUUACAUUAAAUACGUUUUUGGACAAAAUGAGAACUCAAA
This is a messenger RNA of Drosophila kikkawai, 6474 nucleotides long. NCBI's taxonomy places the organism in Eukaryota, Metazoa, Arthropoda, Insecta, Diptera, Drosophilidae. The record is from RefSeq and is a predicted model, not a curated record.